Molecule: messenger RNA, 753 nt
Organism: Dovyalis caffra
Lineage: Eukaryota; Viridiplantae; Streptophyta; Magnoliopsida; Malpighiales; Salicaceae
Source: the annotation of a GenBank genome assembly
AUGGCUUCCACCACUGCCCCUCAAGCUUCAUAUUCUCUCUUACUCAAGACCCAAAAUGAUAGUCGCCACCAGAGGGAAAAAUAUCUGUUCAUGAGAAAAGGCAAAUCAUGUAGAACAGGCAAUAGAGGAAGUGCUUCAGUUGUUUAUGCAGCGCAAGAAGGACCAGGUAAGCGCCAAAGAGCACCACCAGGGGUGGAUACAAGAAUUCAUUGGGAGAACGAAGAUGAAGGGUGGGUUGGAGGAAGUAGUACUAGUUCACAGCAGAGAGAGCAAGCAGAGGAUGAGCAGAAGGAUCUGCUGGGAAAGAAGUUCGCUGAUUUGCUCGAUGAUUCUUAUGAUUCUCAUUACCAGUUCUUAGGUAUAUCAGCAGAUGCUGAUAUGGAGGAGAUUAAAGCCGCAUACAGGAGGCUAUCAAAGGAGUAUCAUCCAGACACAACUUCACUUCCCCUAAAGACAGCUUCAGACAAGUUCAUGAAACUCAGAGAAGUUUAUGAUGUCUUAAGCAACGAAGAGAAACGCAAAUUUUAUGAUUGGACACUGGCUCAAGAGACUGUAAGCCGACAAGCAGAGAAAAUGAAAAUGAGACUGGAAGAUCCUUAUGAACAAGAUAUAAACAGGUAUGAAUCUGUCCCGGACACGGUCGAUCGUCUUGGUGGAAGAAACAUGGGUCUGAGUGAUCAAGCAAUAAAUCAUGCCCAUAAAGAGAUCGUUGUUCAUGACAAUUCACCCACAUCAUUCCUACUCGAUUCGUAG